AUGGCAGAUAGUGACAAGAUGAAAGGCUUCAAGCCCCGUUCUGCUCAGCAGUCACCACCCAAAUUCCAUUAUCCCUUCUGGUUCGGUGGCUCUGCCUCUUGCAUGGCCACUGGGGUAACGCAUCCUUUGGAUCUUUUAAAGGUCCGCCUCCAAACACGCAAACCGGGCGACCCAGCUGGCAUGUUCAGAACUAUGAUUUAUAUCAUCAAGAAUAAUGGAGUUUUUGGGCUAUAUAAUGGCCUUUCCGCCUCCCUCCUUCGCGGCAUCACAUAUUCCACCACCCGCUUCGGCGUCUACGAAGAGCUGAAAUCCCGAUUCACCACCGUAGGGUCAUCCCCGUCACUCCCCACCCUCGUCUCAAUGGCCUCCAUAGCAGGGUUUGCAGGUGGCCUGGUCGGAAACCCCGCCGAUGUCCUAAACGUCCGCAUGCAAUCCGACGCCGCGCUUCCCCCCGCGCAAAGACGAAAUUACAAACACGCCUUCCACGGCCUGAUUCAGAUGGUUCGCAUGGAGGGCGCUUCAAGUCUGUUCCGCGGCCUGUGGCCGAACUCCGCGCGGGCAAUACUCAUGAACGCAUCACAGCUAGCCACAUACGAUUUUUUCAAGAGCAUAUGUAUGCGACACUUUGGCAUGUCGGAUAACAUCAACGCACACUUUACCGCAUCGCUAAUGGCAGGGUUCAUAGCGACGUCCAUAUGCAGUCCGGUCGAUGUGAUCAAGACGCGGAUCAUGACUGCGAGUCCCGCGGAAUCGAAGGGACAGGGUAUCAUUGGGCUGUUGAAAGAGGUGGUCAGGAAGGAAGGGUACUCGUGGAUGUUUAGAGGGUGGACGCCUAGUUUUGUGCGCCUUGCGCCGCAGACGAUUGCGACGUUUCUGUUUUUAGAAGAGCAUAAGAAGAUUUAUCGGGCUUUGAAUCCACCAGCCGCGGCGCCAGGGGUUGCGAUAUAA
Messenger RNA from Paracoccidioides brasiliensis Pb18, 948 nucleotides. RefSeq lists its product as uncharacterized. Gene Ontology annotation, cellular component: mitochondrial membrane. Gene Ontology annotation, biological process: malate transmembrane transport; mitochondrial transport; phosphate ion transmembrane transport. The transcript is spliced from 4 exons. The record is from RefSeq and is a predicted model, not a curated record. Gene Ontology annotation, molecular function: antiporter activity; sulfate transmembrane transporter activity; thiosulfate transmembrane transporter activity. The coding region runs from base 1 to 948 and encodes 315 amino acids.